AUGCUCGCCCGGGCCCGGUGGGGCGGGAACCUGGAGGCCGAGACCCUCCCCCACCUCUCAGCAGCGGGGGGAGGGUCCAAAGAGGCGCAGUCCGGAGCGGGCUCGGCGCACCACAGGCCGCCCCCGGGCUCCCGAAAGCCGGGGGAGCCGCAGGGAAGGAGGGAGGGGGGCGGCGGGCGGGCGCAGGGAGGCGCCGGAGGAGGCCGCCCGCCGGGCAGGAGGAGGGCUGGGGGCGCCGGGCGCGUCCCCCGCCUCAGAACGCCGCAACCACGGACGGCGGCCCGGACCCCUCCAGGCCUCGAGCGGGCUGCGGCGCCGGGCGGCGAAGCGGACCUCGGGAAGCCGCGGUCGCGUCGCGUCGCGCUUUCCCUCCAGCCGCCGCCGGCGCCGCCGGCCGCUCCGCCCCGCUCGAUCCCGGGCUGCGUUAGCCGGCGCUCCUCGCCGCCGUGGAGACAAUGGAAGGCGGCAGAGCGCAGGCGCGGCCCGCGCCCCCGCCCCCCCCCUCCCCGCCAGGUUAACCCCUUCGCGGCCCCUGCGGCGCGGCGCCGCAGACUCCCGGGAGGUCCCCGCCCGCCCCGCCAGUCCCGACUGGCCUGGGACCUGAGUGGCCUGAGCCCCGGGGGUGUCAGGAAGAGAAGAAGAAGGUCUUCUCAAAGCAGGCACUCUGCGACUGCAAUGUCUGUGGACUGUCUGGGGCAGCACGCAGUGCUUUCUGGCCGCCGAUUCCUAUACAUCGUUAACCUAGAUGCCCCUUUCGAAGGUCACCGAAAGAUCUCUCGCCAGAGCAAAUGGGACAUUGGAGCUGUGCGGUGGAAUCCUCAUGAGAGCUUCUCACACUAUUUUGCUGCUUCGAGUAACCAACGGGUUGACCUUUAUAAGUGGAAAGACGGCAGUGGGGAAGUUGGCACAACCUUACAAGGCCACACUCGUGUGAUCAGUGACUUGGACUGGGCAGUGUUUGAGCCAGAUCUCCUAGUUACCAGCUCUGUGGACACCUACAUCUACAUUUGGGAUAUAAAAGACACAAGGAAACCUGCCACUGCACUGUCUGCUGUAGCUGGUGCUUCACAGGUCAAAUGGAAUAAAAAAAAUGCUAAUUGCCUUGCCACCAGUCAUGACGGGGAUGUACGGAUAUGGGACAAGCGGAAACCCAGCACAGCAGUGGAGUAUCUAGCAGCCCACCUCUCCAAAAUCCAUGGCCUGGACUGGCACCCAGACAGUGAGCACAUUCUUGCCACCUCCAGUCAAGACAACUCUGUCAAGUUCUGGGAUUACCGCCAGCCUCGGAAAUACCUCAAUAUUCUCCCUUGCCAGGUGCCUGUCUGGAAGGCCAGAUACACUCCUUUCAGCAAUGGCUUAGUGACAGUAAUGGUUCCCCAGCUGCGGAGGGAAAAUAGCCUUCUCCUGUGGAAUGUCUUUGACUUGAACACCCCAGUCCACACGUUUGUGGGGCAUGACGACGUGGUGUUGGAGUUCCAGUGGAGGAAACAGAAGGAAGGGUCCAAGGACUACCAACUGGUUACGUGGUCACGGGAUCAGACCUUGAGAAUGUGGCGGGUGGAUUCCCAGAUGCAGAGGCUUUGUGCAAAUGACAUAUUAGAUGGGGUUGACGAGUUCAUCGAGAGCAUUUCUCUUCUGCCCGAGCCAGAGAAGCCUCUUCACACUCAAGAUGUAGAUCCCCAGCACAACUCCAGCCAUGGCGAGGAAGAAGUCUUAAAGGAAGACCCCCCAAGCAGUGUCCUUGAAGAGAAGAAGGCAGAUCAACUGGGACUGCCUCAGACUUUGCAGCAGGAGUUUUCCCUGAUCAACGUGCAGAUCCGGAACGUCAACGUGGAGAUGGAUGCAGCAGAUAGAAGCUGCACGGUGUCUGUGCACUGUAGCAGCCAUCGCGUCAAGAUGCUGGUGAAGUUCCCUGCGCAGUACCCAAACAACGCCGCCCCUUCCUUCCAGUUUAUUAAUCCUACAACCAUCACAUCCACAAUGAAAGCUAAACUGCUAAAGAUCCUGAAAGACACUUCCCUGCAAAAAGUGAAACGCAACCAGAGUUGUCUGGAGCCCUGCCUGCGCCAGCUCGUCUCCUGCCUUGAGUCUUUUGUGAACCAAGAAGACAGCGCUUCUAGCAACCCCUUUGCUCUCCCAAACUCUGUCACACCACCCUUACCAACAUUUGCCCGGGUGACCACUGCCUAUGGGUCAUACCAGGAUGCCAACAUUCCCUUUCCUAGGACCUCGGGGGCCAGGUUCUGUGGAGCAGGGUAUCUGGUGUAUUUCACGAGACCUAUGACGAUGCAUCGAGCAGUGUCUCCAACAGAACCUACUCCGAGAUCUCUCUCGGCCUUGUCAGCUUAUCAUACUGGCUUGAUUGCACCAAUGAAGAUCCGCACAGAGGCCCCUGGGAACCUUCGUUUGUACAGCGGGAGCCCCACUCGCAGUGAGAAAGAGCAGGUGUCCAUCAGCUCCUUCUACUACAAGGAGCGGAUGUCUCCUCGCUCUGCCCGGCGACGUUGGUCCAUACAAGCAAUUAACGACUUCCCGAAAUCGAGGAGAUGGAAAAGUAAGCGCGAGGGAUUGGACUCUGGCAAUCGACCAAUCAAGGCUGCCGGGAAAGUUAUCAUCCAGGACAUUGCAUGUCUUCUCCCUGUUCACAAGUCGUUGGGAGAACUAUACAUGCCUCACCAGGUGGAAAUUGUGGAGUUGGCCAAGUGGUGGUCUUAUCCAUGCUUUUUCCAAGCUCUUUCAGUUUGUAUGUUUCUCUGCUCUGUCCAGGUUUGGUCGCUGGCUACGGUAGCCACAGAUCUUUGCCUUGGUCCGAAGUCCGACCCAGAUUUGGAAACACCCUGGGCUCGACAUCCAUUUGGGCGACAGCUGCUGGAGUCCCUGUUGGCCCAUUACUGCCAACUCCGGGAUGUCCAGACACUGGCUAUGCUCUGCAGCGUGUUUGAAGCCCAGUCUCGGCCUCAGGGGAUACCAAACCCCUUCGGACCCCUGGGACCUUUUCCCAGCCGUUGCUCCAAUCUUGUUGUGUCCCACAGUCGAUACCCAAGUUUCACUUCCUCUGGCUCCUGCUCAAGCAUGUCAGACCCAGGGCUCAACACUGGAGGCUGGAACAUAGCGGGAAGAGAGACAGAACAUCUGUCUUCACCCUGGGGAGAGUCUUCACCAGAAGAAAUCCGCUUUGGGAGUCUGACCUACAGUGAUCCUCGUGAGCGAGAACGGGACCAGCAUGAUAAAAAUAAGAGGCUUUUAGACCCUGCCAAUACCCAGCAAUUUGAUGACUUUAAGAAAUGCUACGGAGAGAUCCUCUAUCGCUGGGGCUUGAGAGAGAAACGCGCAGAAGUGCUCAAGUUUGUCUCCUGUCCUCCAGACCCUCACAAAGGGAUCGAGUUCGGCGUGUACUGCAGCCACUGCCGGAGCGAGGUGCGUGGCACCCAGUGCGCCGUCUGCAAAGCCUUCACCUUUCAGUGCGCCGUCUGCCAUGUGGCAGUGCGAGGAUCAUCCAAUUUCUGCCUGACCUGCGGGCAUGGCGGCCACACCAGCCACAUGAUGGAGUGGUUUCGGACCCAGGAGGUGUGUCCCACUGGGUGUGGGUGCCACUGCCUGCUUGAAAGCACUUUCUGAAUUUGUGGACCGCGGGGGUGUUGGAAAUUCCAGAGGACCCAUAAAUGCUGGGUGACAAGCUGUCUGCCAGGGGAUGGGCUCCAGGACCUGUCUACAGCCAGCCUGCGGUGUGUCCACCAAAGAUUGCCAUUGCACCCGCUGUUCGUGGGCCUUUGCUCCCUUCCAUUCAGCAGUUGGUGACAUGACGUCCCUGGAGGAGGAGGAGGGCAGAUGUGCAGAGCCACGUUGCCAGGUGGGUGUUCUCUUGAAGAAAAACAAAACACCUGCCUCCCAGCCCUGUUUACCUUUAAGAUGUUAAUGUUGACCUUGAACCACUGAAAAGCAUCCUUUCUGAUGCCAUCACAGAGACUGAGGUCAGAUGCAGAGGACUGUCUCCUGAGCCAAAGGAUCACGGACAUUAUUUUAGUCGACAAGCGGGCUGUGGCUUAAGUUGGUACAUUUAAUGAAAAUACCCUUAAAUCAAAAAUAUAUGAUGUACUUAAGGAUUCUGAA
This is a messenger RNA of Manis javanica (Malayan pangolin), 4110 nucleotides long. Lineage: Eukaryota; Metazoa; Chordata; Mammalia; Pholidota; Manidae. The record is from RefSeq and is a predicted model, not a curated record.